CUCACUCUUCCUUCCUCCUCCUCCUCCUCCUCCUCACUCUUCCUUCCUCCUCCUCCUCCUCCUCCUCCUCCUUCCUCCUCCUCCUCCCUUCAUAUUCAAGCUGUUGUAAACUCUCACUUCACUGAGCUCAGGAGACACGAGGAGUUGAAUCUUCUUCAGUGAAUCACAGAUCAUCUUCUUUUCCUUUGCUCCUCGUCCUCGUCCUCCGGUCUGGUCGUCAGCAUCAUGGACGGAGCUCCGGAGCGGCUGGACGCUGCAGGUUUCUUACAGAUCUGGCAACGCUUGGACAUGAACAAUCACGGUUACAUCGAGAGAAAACAGCUGGACGACUUCUUUCAACACGUGUUGGAAAAACUGGGGAAUAAAAAGACGGAGGAGAUGACUGACGACCACAUCAGAAGACUGAGGGAAAGGUUCACGUCUGCUCAGGACCGCUCGGCUGACGGACGUCUGCAGAUCCAAGAGUUGUCCGCCGUGAUGCUGCCAGAGGAGGAAAACUUCCUGCUCCUGUUUCGCAGAGAGAUGCCGCUGGACGACAGCGUGGAGUUCAUGAGGAUCUGGAGAAACUACGACGCCGACAGCAGCGGCUACAUCUCGGCCCUCGAGCUCAAGGGCUUCCUUCAGGACCUGCUCGUCCAACACAGGAAGUCCAUUGGUCCCGAGAAACUGGAGGAGUACACCGUCACCAUGAUGAAGAUGUUUGACAAAAACAAAGAUGGCCGACUGGACCUGAACGACCUGGCCAGAAUUUUGUCCCUGAGAGAAAACUUCUUACUGAAGUUUAGGAUGGACGCCUGCAGUCAUGACGACAGGAAGAGAGACUUUGAGAAGAUCUUCGCUCACUAUGACGUCAGUAAGACGGGUGCGUUGGAGGGUCCUGAGGUCGAUGGAUUUGUCAAAGAUAUGAUGGAGCUGGUGAAGCCCAGCCUUGGUGGCGUAGACCUGGACAAGUUCAGGAAAUCGCUGCUGGGUCACUGCGACAUCAACGGAGACGGGAAGAUCCAGAAGAACGAGCUGGCGCUCUGCCUCGGCCUCAAACUCAGCUAACCUCCUUCCUCCCCAGGUUGUGCUCCUCCUCUUCUUCCUCUUCUUCCUCUUCUUCCUCUCUUCCUCUUUCCCUUUCUAUCGUCUUCUCGGUCUUCCUCUCUUACUUAUUUACCUAUUUUAUGCCCGUGAACAAAAUAUAUUCCCACAGUUUUUACAUAAUUUUGAUGGAGAUGAAGCGUAUUAGAUAUGAAUCCAUGCUGUCGUGGGUUUAAACACGUUUGUUUUGUGAUGAUUUUUUCAUGAGUGCACGCUGCUGCUUCUUUGUAACGUGACGAUUCAUGAAACUUGUGUUUGCAUGAAGUUACUGUGAAAGAAGUUAAAUGAGUGAUGAUGGUGAAUAAAACCUAUUUAAUCUCUUGUCAGCUGUGUCUUUCUUAUAUAUAUAUAUAUUUAUAUAUUUAAUGUUUUUAUUUAGAGCCUGAUCUAUGUGAAAUCUUUUAUUGUACAGAAUAAACAAUGCAGAAAAAAUGGAACAGGAACCGAGGUCUUCACUAUCGGUGGACCACGUACGAUAUAUCGCAUUUACAUUUCUCUUUGUACCAUUUACGUACAUUCGGAAUAUUGAAUAUCUCCUGCAGGAAGUUUUCAUUACGUCGACUCAGCUCCAGCAAAGGGUUGAAAAAGAUGCCACAUUUUAAAGAAUAACAGAGAAAAUAAAACACAUAUAUAAAAUACAUAUAUGAUGAUGACCUUUUGUCCAAAGCACAAUCAUUGAUAUUUGACGAUACAGUAGGAAGGAAGCAUUCAUUUUAUUAAUUAUUCAUUUUAUUCAUUAGCCCUGACUGGGAAUCGAACAACGACCUUCUGUGUCACAGUCUGUGGUGCAACCACUGAGCUACAUCAGCUAUGUUGCCUCACUCCCUGCAA
Messenger RNA from Scophthalmus maximus (turbot), 1914 nucleotides. Its product is annotated as secretagogin-like. Gene Ontology annotation, biological process: regulation of presynaptic cytosolic calcium ion concentration; regulation of long-term synaptic potentiation. Gene Ontology annotation, molecular function: calcium ion binding. The transcript has 11 exons. Gene Ontology annotation, cellular component: dendrite; terminal bouton; nucleus. The record is from RefSeq and is a predicted model, not a curated record. NCBI's taxonomy places the organism in Eukaryota, Metazoa, Chordata, Actinopteri, Pleuronectiformes, Scophthalmidae. The coding region runs from base 226 to 1047 and encodes 273 amino acids.